AUGGAUGCUGGUCCUGCAGAGAUAGGAACCAUCACGGCUGUAUCUUUCCCAAGUGAAAUUCCUUUUUGGAUUAAGAUCAAUGAUCUACCAACUCACUUUGGGACCUACAACAAUCUUAAAGCAAUAGGGAGCUCCUUAGGGAGAUACUUGGACCAAGAUACCAAGGAGAGACGUAUUCAAGUCGGCCUUCAAGCCUACAAGCCCCUUGUUAUGAAGGAUUAUGUACACUUCAAGACGGGAGGAGAAAAAGCUCCGGUUGAAUUCGACUACGAGCAUCUUGAAAAACAUUGUUUUGUUUGCUUUGCUCUUACGUACGAAGAAAAAGAUUACCCUAAAGUUUCAAAGGAUAAACGCUCUUCCCUUCAAGCAUGGAGAUAA
Molecule: messenger RNA, 378 nt
Organism: Arabis nemorensis
Lineage: Eukaryota; Viridiplantae; Streptophyta; Magnoliopsida; Brassicales; Brassicaceae
Source: the annotation of a GenBank genome assembly